This is a messenger RNA of Paramecium octaurelia, 1846 nucleotides long. NCBI's taxonomy places the organism in Eukaryota, Ciliophora, Oligohymenophorea, Peniculida, Parameciidae. The record is from the annotation of a GenBank genome assembly.
AUGGAUAAAGAAUUUUAAUGUUGUUAAUGUUAACAUGAGUUUAAUUUGCAGGAUAAAAGUCCUCACGUUCUUCCAUCCUGUGGCCAUUCAAUAUGUUAAUCAUGCGUAAGUCAAUAUUUGUAAUCGCAAUUGAAGUUAGUUUGCAAUGAAGACAAGUAAAUUGAAUCACAUAUAAAAAAGCAUUGAAUGCCAAGUUGAAAGAGAGUUCAAAUUCUUUCCUAUUAAUCAGAGCAUUAUUGUUUUAUUGAAAAAGAAGAGAAAUGUUCAUAGAUGCCAUACGUAUGUAACUCCAGAAGACUCAAUCCCUCGGUUAUCAACUGAAGAUGUUAGCGAAUUUUCAAGUGAUAUUCAUUAGUAGAUCCAACUAAAUAAGAACAUGUCUCAAUCACAUUCAUGUGAGUAAUUACCAUAAAAAGACAAUUAAGGUGUAUUAUGUUCUAUCCAUUCAAAACCAUUAGAAUUAGUUUGUUAAGAAGAUGGAGAAUACAUUUGUGUUAAUUGUGCUUUAUUUGGGAAUCAUAAGUUUCACAAUUAUAAGUCUAUAGACACAUAUAUUAAGGAGAUGGAAUAAACAAUUAAUGAUAUAACUCCAAUGUAUGAAGUUGUUAAAGAAAUGAGCACAAAAAUUGAAUAAAAAGAAUAUGCAAAGGAGUUUGAAACUAAACUCCUCUAAUCAAAGGAAGCAAAAUUAUAAUCUAUAGACAUGAAGUUUAAUGAAUUAUUUAAUGAAUUAAAUAUAAUAAAAGAAGAAUUGAAAUCCAGAAUUGUAAAUAAUUACAAUAUUCAAUAUGAUGAUAAUCAAAAAAAAAUUGAGUCAGAAUUUAUUUAACUCAGAAAUCAAGCAGAGAAAUGGCUUUCAAAUACAGGCAAUCAAUUAAAUGAUGUUGUUGAGAAAAUUCAAAAUCACAAGUUUAAAACGGAUGCAAAAGAAUUAAAUAACAGCAAAGAAUAUGGUUCAUAAUUAAUUAACAAAAUACAAUACUAAUUUUCUUAGAUCGAUUCUCAAGUCUAAUUAAUUGCUGAUCACUAAUAAUUCUAUGUUCCAAUCGAAAACAUUAGAAAUCAAUUUCCUUAAGAAAAUAAACAACUCGAUUAACUAUUAUUGGAUAAAGAUGAUAAAUUAACAGAUUCGGACAUAAUAUUUCCAGAAAUAAAGGAUGAAAAAUUGACAUAAUCUAUGUAUAUUUCCUAAUAACCUACAUAACCUGCUUCUCCUCAAUAUAAUGUCAGUAAAACUAAUUAUUUCAGCCAAACCUUAACACCAGGAUAAAUCUAAAGAAAAGACAGAAGUGUAACAAUGUUAUAAACUGAACCUUCAGAAGUUUCUGCACCCAACACCAACAGAAAUAAAUAAUCAUUAUCCAAAUUGGUUAAAGUCUAAAAAUUUAGUAAGGACCCUAAAUUAAAUGAUAAAAUUAUUAAUACCCUAGCAAUGUUCGAAAAAUUUGAAAUGAUUGAUUUCUCUACUCUAGGUAAAAAUUAGACUAUCUUAGAAAUGAAUGACUAGUUGAUUUAAGCUAUCGAUGAGGCUCUAAAAAAUAAAAAAAUGGUCAAAGUCUUAAAAAUGAGCAAGUGUAAAAUAACUGAUGAGCUUUUUGCUAAGUUACUUUCGGUUAUUGAAACAUCUAGGUAAUGAGGUUAAUUAUAUUUAAGUGUUAUAGCAUUGCAUCUACAAUCCAACACAUUAACUGAGAAAGCAUUAGAUUAUAUUUUAAAUAUAGCCAAAUCUAAAAAGCAUUUUGAAUGCAAAUAGUUGUAUUUGAAUGGCAAUGUUAGCAUAACUUAAGCUAAGUCAAAAAAGAAGGUUGAAGAAAUUAAAAAAUAUGGUAUCUAAGUAACCAUUUGA